AUGGACAUACCCCUCCCUGUGCUGAUCCCUCAUGGACAUACCCCCUCCCUGUGCUGCUCCCCCAUGGACAUACCCCUCCCUGUGCUGCUCCCCCAUGGACACACCCCAUCCCUGUGCUGCUCCCCCAUGGACAUACCCCCUCCCUGUGCUGCUCCCCCAUGGAUAUACCCCCUCCCUGUGCUGCUCCCCCAUGGACAUACCCCCUCCCUGUGCUGCUCCCCCAUGGCCAUACCCCCUCCCUGUGCUGCUCCCCAUGGACAUACCCCCUCCCUGUGCUGCUCCCCCAUGGACAUACCCCCUCCCUGUGCUGCUCCCCCUUGGACACACCCCCUCCCUGUGCUGCUCCCCCAUGGACACACCCCCUCCCUGUGCUGCUCCCCCAUGGACAUACCCCCCCUGUGCUGCUCCCCCAUGGACAUACCCCUCCCUGUGCUGCUCCCCCAUGGACAUACCCCCUCCCUGUGCUGCUCCCCCAUGGACACACCCCCCCUGUGCUAUUCUCCCAUGGACACACCCCCUGUGCUGUUCUCCCAUGGACACCCCCUCCUGUGCUAUUCUCCCAUGGACACACCCCUCCCUGAGCUAUUCUCCCAUGGAAACACCCCCUCCCUGUGCUGCUCCCCCAUGGACACACCCCCUCCCUGUGCUGCUCCCCCAUGGACACACCCCUCCCUGUGCUAUUCUCCCAUGGACACACCCCCUGUGCUAUUCUCCCAUGGACACCCCCUCUUGUGCUAUUCUCCCAUGGACACACCCCUCCCUGAGCUAUUCUCCCAUGGACACACCCCCUCCCUGAGCUAUUCUCCCAUGGAAACACCCCCUCCUGUGCUAUUCUCCCAUGGACACACCCCCUCCCUGAGCUUUUCUCCCAUGGAAACACCCCCUCCUGUGCUAUUCUCCCAUGGACACACCCCCUUCCGCGCUACUCUCCCAUGGACACACCCCCUCCGGUGCUAUUCUUCUCAUGGACACACCCCUUCCCUCGCUACUCCACCAUGUAUACACCCCCUCCUGUGCUAUUCUUCUCAUGGACACACCCUCUCCCUGUGCUGCUCCCCCAUGGAGAUAACCCCUCCCUGUGCUGCUCCCCCAUGGACAUACCACCUCCCUGUGCUGCUCCCCCAUGGACACACCCUCUCCCUGUGCUGCUCCCCCAUGGACACACCCCCUCCCUGUGCUGCUCCCCCAUGGACACACCCCCUCCCUGUGCUGCUCCCCCAUGGACAUACCCCUCCCUGUGCUGCUCCCCAUGGACAUACCCCCUCCCUGUGCUGCUCCCCCAUGGACAUACCCCUCCCUGUGCUGCUCCCCGAUGGACAUACCCCCUCCCUGCGCUGCUCCCCAUGGACAUACCCCCUCCCUGUGCUGCUCCCCCAUGGACAAACCCCUCCCUGUGCUGCUCCCCCAUGGACAUACCCCCUCCCUGUGCUGCUCCCCGUGGACAUACCCACUCCCUGUGCUGCUCCCCGUGGACAUACCCCCUCCCUGUGCUGCUCCCCCAUGGACACACCCCCUCCCUGUGCUGCUCCCCCAUGGACAUACCCCCUCCCUGUGCUGCUCCCCCAUGGACACACCCCCUCCCUGUGCUGCUCCCCCAUGGACACACCCCUCCCUGUGCUAUUCUCCCAUGGACACACCCCCUGGUACUGUAGGAACGUCCUGCCCCGGAGAAAGCCACAGAUCAGCUGUGUUUGA
This is a messenger RNA of Oncorhynchus nerka (sockeye salmon), 1695 nucleotides long. RefSeq lists its product as uncharacterized. The transcript has 2 exons. The record is from RefSeq and is a predicted model, not a curated record. NCBI's taxonomy places the organism in Eukaryota, Metazoa, Chordata, Actinopteri, Salmoniformes, Salmonidae. Bases 1 to 1695 code for a protein of 564 amino acids.